GGAAACUAGCAGAGGCAGCCCGGAACAUUUCGGGAAAAGGGGCCAUGGAAAUCUUAUCGUGCCAUUUGUUUACAGCGAGUAAAGCGAGAUGAGGAUUGGUGGGGCCCGCCUACUCCCAUCCCAUUCCUUGACGAAGCGUCGGAGCCUUUUAUUAUAUCGUCCUCCCAGUUUACUUCUCUUGUAACCCUUUCUCCCGAUUCCUAGACCAGUCCAGGAAGAAACCUUCUCUCACUUUUCCUGUUCUCUUCAGCCAUGUCUCAGGAAGGGAAAAAAUUGGUGACUCAAAAAGAUGACAAAUCUGGAGCAGCUGAUAGUAAAGGGCUUUCGGAAUCUGCUGCUUUACCUGGAAUGCCCAAUCCUUUUGAUUUCUCAGCCAUGUCUGGCCUCCUUAAUGAUCCAAGCAUUAAAGAACUAGCUGAGCAGAUAGCAAAAGACCCUUCGUUUAAUCAGAUGGCACAGCAACUUCAAGAUACAUUUCAACAUGGUGCCGCUGAAGAUGGAAUCCCUCAAUUUGAUCCUCAACAAUACUAUUCCACCAUGCAGCAAGUUAUGCAAAACCCUCAGUUUAUGACAAUGGCUGAGCGGCUUGGUAACGCACUGAUGCAGGACCCUUCCAUGUCCAGUAUGCUUGAUAAUUUGUCAAAUCCUACACAGAAAGACCAACUUGAAGAACGAAUGGCACGUGUCAGAGAUGAUCCUUCUCUGAAACCUAUUCUCGAAGAAAUAGAGCGUGGGGGACCAGCAGCAAUGAUGAGGUACUGGAACGACAAAGAUGUGCUGAAGAAGUUGGGUGAAGCAAUGGGUUUCCCUGUUGGAGGAGAGGCAGCCACAUCUGGUGAAACAGGCGCAGAUGAAGUAGAAGAAUCAAAUGAAGAUGAAUCAAUUGUUCAUAACUGUGCAAGUGUCGGUGAUGACGAGGGCUUGAGGAAUGCUCUUGCUGCUGGUGCUGACAAAGAUGAAGAAGAUUCAGAGGGAAGGACAGGAUUGCAUUUUGCUUGUGGAUAUGGGGAGGUAAAGUGUGCUCAAAUUCUUCUUGAAGCUGGGGCGAAGGUGGAUGCUUUAGACAAGAACAAGAACACGGCUCUUCAUUAUGCUGCUGGGUAUGGUAGAAAGGAGUGUGUUUCUCUUUUGCUAGAGAAUGGUGCUGCUGUCACCCUUCAAAACAUGGACGGGAAGACACCAAUAGAGGUGGCAAAACUUAAUAAUCAGCAAGACGUCCUAAAGCUCCUUGAGAAGGAUGCAUUUCUAUAAGCAAGAUGGAAGGCACCAUUUAGUACAACGUACACCGAGUUGUCAUGUAACUCUCUCUUUUGGGAAUUUGUGGCGUAUGAUUAAUACAUUGUGGUUUGCAUACUAUCACAUAUACUUCGUAUAUCUUUAUUAUGACCCUUUUAAUUUUGUGAGUGAAUGUUGUGUGUAUAAUUAACAAUACAGCCCCCUUCAUUCUUUUCUUAGAUACCGAGUGCUUUUGAGCAAAGAGGGGCAGCUAUUGUAUUUCAAUAAAUUUAAUUCUACAAAUGAACUAACAACCAUAGGGUAGAGAUGCUCAUUGAUUCCAAUAGGGUAAUGAGAUGCCCAUUGAUUCCAAUGUAUGGUUAAUGAGGUUUUG
Molecule: messenger RNA, 1609 nt
Organism: Cuscuta epithymum
Lineage: Eukaryota; Viridiplantae; Streptophyta; Magnoliopsida; Solanales; Convolvulaceae
Source: the annotation of a GenBank genome assembly